AUGAUGAGAAUCGCAAGCACUACUCCUUUGCUUGUCACACUUUCGCUUUUUGUUCUCAUUGGAUCCUUUCAUAUUGAGGUUUGUAAUGGAGAUCUUGAAUCGUUACUCUCAUCUUGGAUGCGGCCAGGGAAGGGUAAUGGACGUGGAGAUCGUGAAGGAGACAAAGAAGUUGGUGGCGAAAAUCAAGGAGAUAUUGGAGGACUAAAGAUGAAGUUCUAUGAGAACAUUUGCCCUCAUGUUGAUGUUGAAAAGAUAGUAGAGACCAUUACAUGGAAGAAUGCUUCGGGUAAUCCUAGCUUGGGAGCUAAACUACUACGGAUGCAUUUCCAUGAUUGCUUUGUCACGGGAUGUGAUGCAUCAAUAUUACUGGAUCCAUCAACAAACAAGGCUAGUCCUCAAGUUGAGAAAGAAGCAGGACCUAAUCUAUCUGUAUCUGGAUACGAACUUAUAGAUGAAAUCAAAACACGGCUAGAAAAAGAAUGUCGUGAAACUGUGUCUUGCGCUGAUAUCAUUGCGUUGGCUACCCGUGACGCUGUUUCGUUUCAAUUCCAAAAACGGAUGUGGGAAGUACCAUUAGGAAGAAGAGAUGGAAGGACUUCUCUUGCAUCUGAAGCAUUCAAAAACUUGCCUUCUCCCUCUUCAAACUUCAAACUUCUUCAGGACGCCUUUGACGAUAAAGGUCUCGAUAUUAGAGAUCUUGUUGCUCUGUCAGGUGCACAUACACUUGGAAUCACACAAUGUGGUAUGAUUUCCACGAGGCUCUUCAAUUUUACCGGCAGAGGAGAUACCGAUCCAUCUAUCGAAAAAUCUUAUGCAGAGACUUUGAGAUCUAAAUGCAGACAAAGCUUUGAAACAGAGUUAGAAAUGGAUCCUGGUAGUUCGAAAUUCUUCGAUGGCAAUUACUUUAAGAUUGUCAAUCAAAAGAAGGGAAUAUUUGAAUCUGAUGCGACACUUCUUACAAAUAGUUUUGCAGCUUCCUUGGUGAAAGAGUUUGAGGAUAAUAACAAAUUCUUUGCUGCUUUCGCAACAUCAAUGGUCAAACUGGGAGGCACGGGUGUACUUACUCGAAAAAAUGAAGGAGAGAUUAGGAGAGACUGCCGAUUUGUUAAUUAA
Molecule: messenger RNA, 1113 nt
Organism: Papaver somniferum (opium poppy)
Lineage: Eukaryota; Viridiplantae; Streptophyta; Magnoliopsida; Ranunculales; Papaveraceae
Product: peroxidase 24-like
Exons: 3
Coding region: 1-1113 (370 amino acids)
Biological process (GO): response to oxidative stress; hydrogen peroxide catabolic process
Cellular component (GO): plasmodesma; plant-type cell wall
Molecular function (GO): peroxidase activity; heme binding
Source: RefSeq, a predicted model, not a curated record